UUCCAUUAAUACCUUCGCCGCGGCAAUAGUCAACGAUCGCAGCGGCAGCGAUAAGCUAAGUGAACAUAUGGGAGCUAAACGGAAAUUUAAUAAAAAUUGAAACCAAUUGAAAUGUGUCUGCUUAUUGUGUUGGGAUAAAUAAAAGUAAAAGUAAUGUGAAUUCACACAUUCCAGGCAAUCUAUUACAUUCGGCAGCUGAAUGGAAAUCGCUGACGACGGCUUGAACGACAGCUAACGGCAGCGCCAUUUCGAAUUUCACUGUUCUUAUCGAAGGACAUUCUUACAAUUUUCCUAAUUUUUCUUUAAGUUCCGUUAUUUAUGUUUAAAUAAUACUAGUUAUCACUGACUGACGUAGUGCCUAAGCUAAACAAACAACCAAUUAAAGAAAAAAACUGCAUAUCCAAUAAAUUGAAGGUGAAAAAAUCGAUACAAGGUGGAGGGAAAAAAUAAAAUUAGUUCAAUGGGCGAUGUUGAUAAUGUGCGUGUGGCGGUACGCAUACGGCCACUUGUGUCUUCGGAACGAGAUCGUGGCUGUCAGGAGGCUGUGGAGCGUGUCGGUGAUUCUCCACAAGUGAUUGUGAAUCGUUCGGAUACAUUCACUUUCAACUAUGUGUUCGAUGCUCGUGAUACACAAGAAUAUAUAUAUGAUGUGAUCGUAACAGGUCUAUUAGACAAAUUCUUCUCAGGAUUUAAUGCCACAAUACUUGCUUAUGGCCAGACUGGUUCUGGCAAGACCCAUACUAUGGGCACAGCUUUUGAUGGAGAAUUGGAUGAAAAUGCUGGCGUUAUACCACGUAUUAUGCGCGAUAUUUUUGAACGCAUUAAAAAUUUAGCUAAUGAAUGUGAUUUUGUGGUAAAGUGUUCGUUUAUGGAAUUGUAUCAAGAGCAAUUAUAUGAUUUACUAUCGGAUCAGCCGCGGGAACAGGCUGUUGUUGAAAUGCGUGAAAAUCGCAAUGGCGUUAUUAUGCCAGGCUUAACAGAAAUGCUAGUUUCGUCGGCAGGCGAAACAACUGAUUGCCUGCUGCGCGGCUCGUCGGGGCGAGCUGUGGCAGCUACUGCCAUGAACGAGCAGUCAUCGCGGUCACAUGCAAUUUUCACAAUCACAGUCGAGGCCACAAAAAAGGAUGAGAUGCGCACAGUAACCACAUCGAAAUUCCAUUUAGUUGAUUUGGCUGGUUCGGAGCGUUCCAAGAAAACCCAAGCCACAGGUGAUCGUUUCAAAGAAGGCGUUAAAAUUAAUCAGGGUCUGUUAGCGUUGGGAAAUGUUAUAUCAGCACUUGGUUCUGGUCAAGGUUCAGGAUUCGUGCGUUACCGCGACUCCAAACUGACUCGUCUGUUGCAAGACUCCCUCGGCGGCAAUUCGAUCACACUAAUGAUAGCCUGCGUCAGUCCGGCAGACUACAAUGUCGCCGAGACGUUAAGUACCCUACGCUAUGCAGACCGCGCACGAAAAAUCAAGAAUAAACCAAUCGUUAACCAAGACCCACACGCUGCAGAGAUUAAUCACCUCAAAGGCAUUAUACAAAAGUUACGCGUUGAACUAUUGGCUGCAACCGGCGGCACCGCACAAAUGAGUAGCUCACUUAACGGCGCACUACAGAGCAUAUCAGCGCCACCAGGUGCCGCAACUGCCAUCGUAAACACAAGCGGUGAGAUGGUUAAGAAAUAUCAAAUACUCCAAGAGAAAUACCACACCUUGCAACGACAGUUCCAGGCGACACUGCACGACGUAGCUGAGCACGAAAUGCGUGCACACAUUACGGAGGAAGCGCAUGAGAAGCUCCAGCUAAAAAUGAGCGAGCUAAAAGUGAUUGCAAAUGAGUUGGGCAAUAGCUACAAAGUAAAUGCCACCUUGGAAGAGCAAGAAAACACUGCUGAACGCAUCAAACAAUUAAAUCAGUUGGUCGACGGUCUUGACGUGGAGUUGGAGCGCACACAAACCGAAAUAGAAAACCACAAACGAGAAACACUUAACGGCAGUGUUGGCAGUGCCGAAGACGAAGAUGCCAGCAGCGCGCUGCUGGAAGUACGCUCGCAAAUGCAGGAGCAAGCUGACGCCUACACCAAUAUACAAAUGGAUUAUAAGGAACAAUUGCGACGCAUUAACCGCGAAUUAAACCUCAAGGAGGAGCUGCAUCAACGUGUUGCUGGUAAUUUGGUGAAGUUUUGUACGCUGGAAGAUAACACCGAAGAAAAGUUUAAGGAAUGUGAGAAAAAGAUACAAGAGUUGGAAGAUGAGAGAAAUCAAUUGCUGGACAAACUGCGGCAUGUAAAAGAAAACGCCUCCGCUAAGUUAGCAGAGGAACGGCGUAAGCGCCUACAGACGCUAGAACAUGAGAUUAGCGACAUGAAGCGCAAGAACACGCAGCAAGCCAAGUUGUUGAAAGUGCGUGAGAAGGAGACGCAAAAGAUACAGAAUCUACACACUGAAAUACAAGCGAUGAAAGAAUCCAAAGUGAAGUUGAUACGCGCAAUGCGCCAAGAAUCGGAGAACUUCCGUCAAUGGAAAAUGUCGCGCGAAAAAGAGUUAAUACAGUUGCGCAACAAAGACCGCAAGCUAAAGAACGAAAUGGCGCGCAAGGAGGCGUUGCACACCAAGCAACGCAACGUCUUGAAGCGUAAGUGCGAGGAAGCGCUUGCCAUCAACAAACGACUCAAAGAUGCUCUGGACCGACAACGUGUGGCACAAUCGCAGCGCCAGAAGCCACAAACAGCAAAAGAUGCGAAUACGGCCAGCAACAAGAUCGAACAGGUCAUCUCGUGGGUGGAACGCGAAUUAGAGGUAAUUGUAACGUUCAUCGAUGCAGAACAUUCGCUUGAACAGUUAAUGGAAGAUCGCGUGAUCAUUAGCACUCGCAUUGCGGAACUACAAAAGCAGCCACCGGAAACGGGCAGUGGUGCAGCACAAGAACUGGACUCGUUGCGCGAGGAUCUCGAAAUGCGCAAUGCACAGAUAACCGAUUUGCAGCAGAAGGUUUGCUCCAUAGAUCUGGAAACGCGCAUGCGCACCCUCGCCGAGGGCAUACAAAGCGUGCCAGAGGCGCGUGCUGUGCUACGCAAAGUGCUCAAAUCGAUUUCCGAUAUGCGACGCGAACAUGCCAUACGCCUGCAGGAACAAAAGAUCGCCUUGGACGAGCAAAUUGCGCUGCGUGAGGCAGCCGAGCAAACGAGUACAGUAGCAGCGAAGCGCAUGCGUCUCAUGGAGUUGGAACACGAAGAGGCCAUAGCCGAACGUGAGAACACGUAUGAAGAGAAAAUAGCCGUGCUGUUGAGGGAAUUACAUAAUGCGCCACAGCUGGCCGUGGGCACAGGUGAUGCGCUAACACCAGAGCAAGAGGAGCGUCUGAAAAUCCAAGAGGAGCAAUUGAACAAAAUGGACACAUUGCGCGAAGAAUUGGAAUACUACAAGAAUUUGGUUAACGAAUUGCAGCAGGCGGUGCAAGCGAAGGGUACACGCAAAAAAGAGGUUUUCAAGAAGCAGGUAAAUAAACAAGAAACCAUUGAGCUUGAUGAUGGCGGUGAGGACGAUGAUGCCAUAUCGCUUUCGAGUGGGUCCGAUCAAGACGACUCUGAUGAUCCGGACUGGGCCAAGACGCCGGGCUACCGACGUAGAAAUCGACUCACCCGUCUGACAACUAGCCGGAACACUAGCACCGACACCAAUGACACCUUCACCACAGCUACCAGUCAUCCCGAGCGCAAAAAUAACACCACCAAGCGUAAGAUGGGCGGUUGCAAGUGUCGCAAGGAUUGCAUAAACAAGCGUUGCGGUUGCUUUUCACUUGGCGAUAAAUGCUCGUCGAAAUGCCAUUGUGGCGACGCUUGCAAAAAUGGCAAACACGCCACGGACAAUGACGACAAAGAGAACGAAGAGUCUGGUGCUAGCGAUGACAAUAACCAUAGUGCGCCGCCAGCCGCUGAUCGCUCAUUGGAACGCACACCGCCGAAAGCGAACCUUACCGUUAGCAAUGACGUAAGCAAAGAUGCUGAAUCUACUUUUGCGAAGCCCAACCCCGCGUAUCUCACACCUAAAAUGGCCAGAUUAUCCACGAUAUCCUUCGAUUUGCCUUCAGCCAAGAAGAAGUUCUUCGAGUGAAAAAUGUGUCAAAAAAAAUUUAAAAUGUAAAAGACUAAAUUUAUUACAAAAGUGCGCAUAUUUUAGGCGAGCAAAGGCGAAUGUCAUUAAUCAAUUUAAUCAUCAAACGCAUUCAAAACAUUUCCAUAAACGCGCGGCUAAAGCGUUCCACAUGCAUUUAGUAGUUAAUAAAUAUAAAAAUUAAAAUUGUUAUUUCGUAGGUUACGUGUAUAUUUAUAUCGAAAUUGUAUUAAUAUUAGCCAAAUGGAAUUGUUAAUGGUAAGGAAAGUAGCCUGCGCUUGCCUAAAAUAUGCGUGAUUUUGUAAGGGAAAACAACAACAACAACAAUAACUAUUUAACUAUAAUAAUCCUUUAGUUAAACAAAAAACAUAAAUACAUAUAGUUAAACAUACAUAUAGUAUAUAUAUAUAUAAAUAUUAAAUUUCUUAGUUAUCUGCAAUUUGGGCAAAUUUAAGUUAAUUUUUAAAUCUAAAACUAUUCGUUUAUAAAUAGUAAGUUACAUACAUACACAUUUUUAAAACACUGUACGUGCGCGUCCAGUUUGUUUAAUGUUUCGCAUCAUUAACUCGUUGUCACCUCACCCUAACCUCCCUACAACAUAUCCACAACUGUCAAUUUGGUCAUUGAUUUUACCGUUUCAUUGUCAGCAUUUUUGCAUUGUUAUUGUAUUUAUUUUAAAAUAUUAUUUUUCUUUUCGUUUUUUUUUUUUGCUUGUGGUGUAGAGAUCUACUACGUAUAUUUUAGUCAUAGAACAUGGCUUGAUUACUCAAGCAAUUGAUUAUUUCAUUUUUUACGUAAUAAAAAACCAUUUGUAAGUUAUAUUUGAAAAA
Molecule: messenger RNA, 4926 nt
Organism: Bactrocera dorsalis (oriental fruit fly)
Lineage: Eukaryota; Metazoa; Arthropoda; Insecta; Diptera; Tephritidae
Gene: Klp3A
Product: chromosome-associated kinesin KIF4A
Exons: 8
Coding region: 461-4096 (1211 amino acids)
Biological process (GO): mitotic spindle organization; microtubule-based movement
Molecular function (GO): ATP binding; microtubule binding; microtubule motor activity
Source: RefSeq, a predicted model, not a curated record